AAACGGUCUCUUUUUUUUACUACUUGGUUUCCCACACGACAGUUUUCCUGAUUAAAAUCCAUUUCCCUCUCUCUCUCUCUCUUGAUGGUGCAAAGAAGCUGAAGAUUUUGGGCGGUGGGUUAGUAGAAGAAAUGGUGGGUUUUGGGGAGGAGUUGAUAAUAGAGAGCUACAAAAUCCCAUGGCUAAUUUGGAUCCAACUUGUUAUCACCAUUCUUCUCCUCCUCCUCUUUUUCGGCUUCGCUGCCUUCACUUAUGACGCCUCUACCAGCUCCGUCGCGCCGCCGUCUGGUUGCCAACCUGCAGCCAACAACUCCACCUCUCCAAACACAAUAAUUACGGUGGAAAACGAGAGGGCUGGAGGGGACGCAGGAAGUAGUGGAGGAUCGAGCAGAGAAGGGGAAGAUGAGUUGUCUCUAAAGGAUACCGUAAUUCUGGGCAUUUUCCGGCGUCCAAACAAGCGAUUUUCAAGUGCUUCGGGAUAGAAUCUAUCUCAGAGAGCUCUGCAAGUCAACAACAUGAAAAGCAAGAUUGACUAUGCUACAGCCCCUUUCUUGUUUGCAAACACAAUUACAAGCUCAAAGAUCUAAUGCAAAAUUACUAGUGAGCUUCUGUUCAAAAA
This is a messenger RNA of Salvia splendens (bonfire salvia), 619 nucleotides long. RefSeq lists its product as uncharacterized. The transcript is spliced from 2 exons. Lineage: Eukaryota; Viridiplantae; Streptophyta; Magnoliopsida; Lamiales; Lamiaceae. The coding region runs from base 132 to 482 and encodes 116 amino acids. The record is from RefSeq and is a predicted model, not a curated record.